Dioscorea cayenensis subsp. rotundata (Guinea yam) is the source of this 2071-nucleotide messenger RNA. Its product is annotated as protein SRG1-like. Lineage: Eukaryota; Viridiplantae; Streptophyta; Magnoliopsida; Dioscoreales; Dioscoreaceae. The record is from RefSeq and is a predicted model, not a curated record. The coding region runs from base 461 to 1471 and encodes 336 amino acids. The transcript is spliced from 7 exons.
UGAUUGAUGAGAAAGGGGGUGGUGUAGAAGGGGGAAGUUUUUGGAAGAUUGAUAAAGAAGGGGCAAGACCUGAUCUCCACUGUGAGUAAUUUCUGUCAAUCUCUCCAUCUUUGUGUUUCCUUUUCUUCCUCUUUUUUGGGUAAACCGAUCUUUGUUUUCAAGAGGACAAAGUGGUAGUUGUAGAGUGAUAGUAUCACCUCUAAUUUUAGUGAAGCUUUCAAGUUUGCUCUGUUGUUUAGUGAUUGAUCUGCUCAAUCAUGCCAUUCAUUUGUUCCUCAUCAGCACUGGGAAGGGUUUGAUUCUGCUGUUUCUGCACUGCUGUGCAACCGUCUUCCCAACACAAAAAGGUCCUCUUGUUCUUUAGGCGCUGCAUCACUCAACCAUUUACUCGGCAGGAAAGGGAAUUACUAUCUUUUUAUUGCUAAGGUUCAUUGUAGGUGGCUGAUAGCACUUUGGAGUGAUGGCUGAAGCAGAAAUUGAUAAUUUGAACUUGAAGAACAUAGGAGGAUCUCUUCCAGUGCCGAACGUUCAAUCGCUUGCGGCUUCAAAGGAAUUCACUGAGGUUCCAGGAAGGUAUGUUAGGCCUGAGAUCAACAGCAGUCCUGUUCUGGAUAGUGCUGCCAGACAUGGUGAUAUUCCAAUCAUAGAUUUGAGUAGACUUGAUUAUCUUCAGCAUUCCCAAGAUGAGGUCCUGAAACUCGGUUUGGCUUGUGAAGAAUGGGGUUUCUUCCAGCUCAUUAACCAUGGAGUUCCUGAUAAAGUGAUAGAGACAAUGAAGGUAGUGAUUGAAGAGUUCUUUCGGUUGCCUUUGGAGGAGAAGAAAGUAUAUGAACAACUUCCAGGCUCUGUUGAAGGCUAUGGCCAUGCCUCUGUUGUCUCAGAGGAACAGAAAUUGGACUGGGGGGAUAUGUACUUCCUUUCUACUAGACCAGUUUCUGGGAGGAAUUUGAAACUCUGGCCAACAAAUCCACCAAUAUUCAAGGAUGCAUUGGAUCAGUACUCUGAAGAAAUGCAGAGAGUGGCAAACAUUCUGUUAGAAGCAAUAGGGAAGAGCUUGAAACUCAAUAAACUCAUAGACAAUUUCAAAGGUGGACUACAAGCUAUAAGGAUUAACUAUUACCCUCCAUGUCCUCAAGCAAGCAAGGUGAUGGGAUUAUCCCCACACUCUGAUGCUGUGGGUCUAUCAGUGCUUCUUCAAGUGAAUGAUGUUCAAGGAUUGCAGAUAAAAAAGAAUGGUGCUUGGCUUCCAAUCAAACCACUCCCAAAUGCUUUCAUUAUCAACCUUGGAGAUAUCAUUGAAAUAAUGAGCAAUGGGAAAUAUAAGAGCAUUGAACACAGGGCUGUUGUAAGUCCAGAGCGAGAACGCUUGUCGAUUGUCACAUUUCAUAGCCUGAGGACUGAUGCACAAGUAGGCCCACUUCAGGCAGAGACACAGGAGAAAAGUGAACCAUUCUACUACAAAGACCAUUAGCUUCCCGGAUUAUUUAAGGAUGACCUUUGCCAUCAAACUUGAUGGGAUGCACUGGAGUAAUAAUACAAACAAGAAAUUCGAGGAGUGGCAUAAGCUUUAAGGAUUGACUACUACCUUCCAUGUCCUCAAGCAAGCAAGGUUGAUGGGUCUAUCACCUCAUUCUGAUGCUGUAGGUCUGACAGUGCUACUCCAAGUGAAUGAAGUUCAAGGAUUGCAGAUAAAAAACAAUGAUGCUUGGGUUCCAGUCAAACCACUCCCUGAUGCUUUCAUUAUCAGCAUUGCAGAUAUCAAUGAAGUAAAAAGCUGUACUCUCAAAAUCAGCAAUAUAUGUGUGCAUCUGCUAAUUACUGCUAGUGACUAUUGACACUCUGUCUCUGUAUGUGUCUAUUCAGAUAAUGAGCAACGGAAAAUAUGUUGCAGGUUGAGCUGCCUGCAAUGUAGUUUCAGGAAUAAUUGCAGAGGAAGAGGUUGAGAUAGAAGGAAAUAGAAGCUAGAAGAAGGAGAAGAUGAGAUAGAGGAAGGGAAUUCUGGCUAAAGAUGCCAUCAUUCCUAUUACUGUCUUGCUUUUAUAUCAAUAUCCUGGAGAAUCAUUUACAAUUG